Messenger RNA from Eptesicus fuscus (big brown bat), 1296 nucleotides. Its product is annotated as transmembrane protease serine 11C-like. Gene Ontology annotation, biological process: proteolysis. The coding region runs from base 1 to 1296 and encodes 431 amino acids. The transcript is spliced from 10 exons. Gene Ontology annotation, molecular function: serine-type endopeptidase activity. The record is from RefSeq and is a predicted model, not a curated record. NCBI's taxonomy places the organism in Eukaryota, Metazoa, Chordata, Mammalia, Chiroptera, Vespertilionidae. Gene Ontology annotation, cellular component: extracellular region; plasma membrane.
AUGGCAAAGGAGCAACCUCGGCAGAGGAAGCAAGCAUGGCUGCCCCUACAGAAAAGAACAGAGUCAAACACAAAAGUGAAACUCACAAAGUGUGGAAAGAUUACCCUGGGUAUCAUAAUUGUGAUUGCUGUAGUAACCAUUGGACUCAUUAUUCAUUUCGUCACUCGUGGAAAAACAUUUUUCUAUUAUCACAUCAGCUUUAAAGUCAAUAACAUUGACUAUGACAGAAAGUUUGAAAAACCAUAUUCACAAGAAUAUGUGGACCUAAAUAAAAAGAUAGUGUCUUUGAUAAAUGAAACAUUUCAUGGAUCAAAACUGAGAAGACAGUAUGUCAAAUCCCAUGUUGUCCAAGUAAGCAGAGCCAAAGGGAAAGUGGUAAUACAUUCUGUGCUGAAGUUUAUAUUCUGCUGUAAAAAUAAGGCAGCAAAAUUUCGGGAUAAGAUCGAAACCAUUUUAUAUCAGAAGUUAAAUGGUGAAACUGGGUGUUUACAUAUAGAUUCUUCUUCAUUGAGAGUCUCAGAAAUGGAAAUGUCGACAGCAGAAAAUCUUCUUAAUACCUGUUGUGGACAACGCACAAUAACUUUCUCUGGCAACAGGAUAGCAGGGGGCACGGAUGCCGAGGAAGGGGAAUGGCCCUGGCAAGCUAGCCUUCAACAGAACAGUGUCCACCGAUGUGGAGCCACUCUGAUUAGUAACAAUUGGCUUGUCACUGCUGCUCACUGUUUCAUAAGGAAUAAUGAUCCCAAAACAUGGAAUGUUAGUUUUGGGCUUCUUUUAAGUGAUCCAAAAACACAACGAAAUAUCAAGAAUAUUAUAAUUCAUGAAGACUACCAUUACCCUGCACAUGAGAAUGACAUUGCUAUUGUGAAUCUUUCUUCACCAGUAUUAUAUACAAGCAACAUUCGAAGAGCAUGUCUUCCAGAAGCUAAUUAUACAUUCCCACCCAAUUCAGAUGUGGUGGUCACUGGAUGGGGAACAUCAAAGACUGAUGGAACAAUUCCUAAUAUACUCCAAAAAGCAACUGUGAAGAUUAUAGAUAAUAAGACCUGCAAUAAGGAAGAGAUAUAUAGUGGUGUGAUCACACCUGGAAUGCUGUGUGCUGGGUUUCUGAAGGGAAAGGUGGAUGCCUGCCAGGGUGACUCUGGUGGACCUCUGGUUAAAACAGAUCAUAAAGGCAUUUGGUUCCUUGUUGGCAUUGUAAGCUGGGGAGAUGAAUGUGCUCUUCCAAACAAGCCUGGUGUCUACACUCGAGUAGCCUACUAUCGAGACUGGAUCAUGGCCAAAACUGGUCUCUAG